AUGGAGGCCAGGAACAGCCCGAUUCAGAGCGCGAUCCCGGGAAGGCGGCGAGCAGCCGGGCGAGUACUGCUGCUGCCUACUUUGCUACUAGGCUUGUGCUGCCGAGCGACACCAGAGCCGAUCCGCUACUCUAUCCCCGAGGAGCUGAGCAGAGGUUCGCUGGUGGGGCCGCUGGCGCGGGACCUGGGGCUGACCCCGGCAGAGCUGUCGGCACGCAAGCUGCGGCUAACGUCUGCCGCUAAAAGGCAGCUGCAAUACUUCAGUGUGAGCGAGGAGAGUGGGGAGCUGUACGUGAGCGAGAGGCUGGAUAGGGAAGAAAUGUGCAGUGAGGAGCCGACCUGCUCCGUCAGCUUCGAUGCACUGGUGCACAAUCCGCUCAACGUUUUCCAUGUCGAAGUGGCUAUCCAGGACAUCAACGACAACUCCCCGACCUUCCUGCGAGAUAAUUUCCAGCUGGAAAUCAACGAGUUCACUUCUCCCGGUGCCCGAUUUGCCGUGGGAGCCGCCAAGGAUGCAGACGUAGGCAGCAACUCCCUGCAGGACUACAAGCUGGAGGCAAACAAGUACUUUGAGGUGGAGGUGAAAGAGAAGCAGGAUGGCAGCAAAUUCGCGGAGCUGGUGCUGCGCCGAGCGCUGGACCGGGAGAGAGAGCAGAGCCUGCAGCUGGUGCUGACGGCGCUGGACGGCGGCGACCCGCCCCGCAGCGGCACCGCCCAGCUCUGUAUCAACGUCACCGAUGCCAACGACAACGCCCCCGUAUUCGCGCAGGACCGGUACCGAGUGAGCCUGCGCGAGGACUCGCUGCCGGGCUCCAUGGUGCUGAAUGUCUCGGCCACCGAUGCUGACGCCGGUACCAACGCCCGCAUCACCUACGGCUUCGGGGAAACCUCGACCAAGGUGCUUCAGAAGUUUGUAUUGGACUCAGAGAGUGGGAUCAUGACGCUGCAGGAAGCGCUUGACUUCGAACAGACGCGAGGUUACACACUGCUGGUGGAGGCAAAGGAUGGGGGCGGUCUCGUAACACACUGCGAAGUGGAGGUGGAGGUGCUGGAUGUGAAUGACAACGCACCCGAAAUCACCAUGCUGUCUAUUUCCAGCCCUGUGCCCGAGGACGCCCCAGUAGGCACCAUGGUGGCCCUGGUGAACGUGAAAGACCCGGACUCCGGGGAGAACGGUCAGGUGCGCUGCGAGCUGUCAGGAGAAGCGCCGCUGUCGCUAGUGGCGUCCUCGGGAGGCUCGUACAAGGUGGUGACGGCGUGCGCGCUGGACCGAGAGCAGGCAGCCGAGCACCGAGUGACGCUGGUGGCCAGGGACAGGGGCAGCCCGGCGCUGUCGAGCCGCGCGGCGCUGGUGCUGGAAGUGUCGGACGUGAACGACAACGCUCCGGUGUUCGAGGAGGAGGUCUACAGCGCCUACGUGGCGGAGAACAACGCGGCGGGAGCGCCGGUGCUGCGCGUGCUGGCACGGGAUGAGGACGCAGGCGCUAACGGGCGCGUCAGCUACUGGCUGGAGGGCGGCAGCGCAGGCUCGACACCGCCGCCGGUGUCAGUGGAAGCGCAGAGCGGCGGCGUGUACGCGCACGGCUCCUUCGACUACGAGCAGUGCCGCGAGUUCACGGUGACGGUGCGGGCACAGGACGACGGGGUGCCGGCGCGCAGCUCCACGGCCACGGUGCGCAUUUACGUGCUGGACCGCAACGACAACGCGCCGCGGGUGCUGUGGCCGACGGCGGCGGCAGCAGGAGGCGAGGCGCCGCCGUUCGAGGUGGUGCCGCGCACGGCCGAGGUGGGCUACCUGGUGGCCAAGGUGGUGGCGGUGGACGCGGACGCGGGGCGCAACUCUUGGCUGUCAUACGAGCUGCUGCAGGCGCCGGAGCCGGCGCUCUUCCGCCUGGGGCUGCACAGUGGCGAGGUGCGCACGGCGCGGGCCGUGUCAGAGCUCGACGCGGCCAAGCAGCGCCUGGUGGCGCUGGUGAAGGACCACGGGCAGCCGGCGCUAUCGGCCACGGCCACGUUGUACGUGGUGCUGGCCGAGAGCUUGCAGGAGGCGCUGCCGGAGCUGAGCGAGCGGCCUACGGGCGCCGCCUCACCGGCGGAGCUGCAGUUCUACCUGGUGCUGGCUCUGGCUCUGCUGUCGGCGCUCUUCCUUCUCAGCCUGGUGCUGGCACUGCUGGCGCGGCUGCGGAGGGCCGGGCCGCCCGCCGUCCUGCGCUGCCUGGGCGCGCAGCGCUUGUCUCUGGCCGCCUUCCCGGCCGACUUCUGCGAGGGCACUUUACCCUACUCCUACAACCUGUGCGUGGCUUCGGGACGCGCCUUGACCGAGGCCGCUUGGCUGUCUCCGCCGCUGCCCAGCCUGCCCGCGGAGGAACUACUGGGCGGGAAGUCCUGCGAGAAGUCGUGCACGAAUAGCACCGCCGGCGCCGGAGAGCAGCUCACUGCCCCCGACGCACCGCAGGUCGAGCUUCUGUCCUGUUUGCCCUUGGCUUUACCCCUGGGGUGGUGUGGAUGGGGCGUGCUGAUCCAUGCCUCCGUGAAUGAUGUAAGGAAUUGGGUGUCCUCCUUCCAGUCGGAGCAGACAGUGAGCGCUUUCCGCGAAGAGGCUGCGGGCGCCGCUGUUGACCGAGGAGGAGCCAGAGGAAGCCGGAGCGCUGCAGGCAGCCCCGCCCGCUGCGGCCCGGCUCGCUCGCUGGCUUGGGAUCGGAGCGAUCUGCGAGCGUCCCCGCGGUGCGGAGCCGAGAUGCAGCGAGCCGGAGGGGUCGGCGGAAGCGGGCGACAGUAG
Molecule: messenger RNA, 2778 nt
Organism: Indicator indicator
Lineage: Eukaryota; Metazoa; Chordata; Aves; Piciformes; Indicatoridae
Product: protocadherin gamma-B5-like
Exons: 4
Coding region: 1-2778 (925 amino acids)
Biological process (GO): homophilic cell-cell adhesion
Cellular component (GO): plasma membrane
Molecular function (GO): calcium ion binding
Source: RefSeq, a predicted model, not a curated record